Chelonus insularis is the source of this 1003-nucleotide messenger RNA. Its product is annotated as 15-hydroxyprostaglandin dehydrogenase [NAD(+)]-like. The transcript is spliced from 7 exons. The record is from RefSeq and is a predicted model, not a curated record. Gene Ontology annotation, molecular function: oxidoreductase activity, acting on the CH-OH group of donors, NAD or NADP as acceptor. NCBI's taxonomy places the organism in Eukaryota, Metazoa, Arthropoda, Insecta, Hymenoptera, Braconidae. Gene Ontology annotation, cellular component: cytoplasm. Bases 159 to 968 code for a protein of 269 amino acids.
UAUUAAACUGAUUUUUGGAAAUGGAUGAUUUCCUAGAGCUUGCUCUGGAUUCAUCACGGGUCGUCCCGGUCUUGCAGUACCGCCGGGAUCGGCUCACAUUAAUAGAUCAAGCAUAAUCAAUUUGCAAAUAAUAAGUAGAUCAUAGAGGAGUAGCUAAAAUGAAAACAGAUAUUGAAGGAGCUCGUGCUAUAGUAACAGGUGGUGCAUUGGGAAUUGGUUUUCAAUUAUGUCGUCAAUUAUUAUUAAAUGGAGCAAAGACUGUUGCAAUUUUAGAUAUUAAUGAAUCAGCUGGUUUGAAAUCAAUGAAACAAUUAAAUAAUGAAUUUGGACAAGGACGAAUAAUAUUUGUUACAACAAACGUUGCAGAUAUUAAACAGUUUGAAGAAAGUUUUAUGAAAGCUGUAGAACAGAUGGGCGGCCUGGAAAUAAUGAUAAAUAAUGCUGGUAUAUUAAACUAUCCACGAUGGUAUUUGAUGGUUGACGUUAACGUUAAAGGUGUAAUUCAUGGAACCUUACUUGGAAUCAAUUAUAUGGGUAAACACAAAGGUGGAAAAGGAGGAAUUGUCAUUAAUAUUGGAUCAAUAGCAGCUUUUUCUGUAGUGAAUUUAAUUCCAAUUUAUUCAGCAACAAAAGCAGCAAUAGUUGCAUUUAGUCGUCAAAUGGGAAGUCCUUAUCAUUAUGAAAGAACUGGAGUAGCAGUAAAAGUGAUGUGCCCUGGACGAGUAGAUACUGAUAUGAUACCACAAACAACAUCACCAUUUUUAGAUUAUAUUCAACAAGAAGACUUAGGGGAAGUAGAAAGAUUGCCUGGGCUUAAACCGGAAGAGCUGGCACCAGAUGUCAUGAAAUUGAUAAAAGAUCCAUCAACUAAUGCAGCUUGGGUAAAGAUAAAUGGUGAACCUACAUGUGCAUUGAAAUUUAUUAAUUUCACAGAUAUGUUAACUCCAAUUGAAUCCAUAGACAAAUAAAGUACGAUAAUAGAUGAUAAUUCAAAUAAAAAUAA